Fusarium poae is the source of this 2163-nucleotide messenger RNA. RefSeq lists its product as uncharacterized. The transcript has a single exon. Bases 1 to 2163 code for a protein of 720 amino acids. Lineage: Eukaryota; Fungi; Ascomycota; Sordariomycetes; Hypocreales; Nectriaceae. The record is from RefSeq and is a predicted model, not a curated record.
AUGAACUCCGAAGGCGACCCAUGCUGCCCCUCUACCCCUGCGAAUCCCACUGUCGAUACUGUUGACCAAGACCCAGGUACUCAACUUCAUAUUCCUGGUCUCGUUGGAAGACGGAAGCCUGGAAGGCCUUCAGGAUCCAAGAACAAGGCCAAGGCCAAGAUUCCAUCUAUUGAAGGUCUGGGACUUCGAAAUAGAACUGUCUUUGUCCCAUGGAGCGAAAUCGACAUCAGUGACAGCAGUGAAGAUGACAAGAAUGACUUCAAAGACAUCCACGAUAAUGGGAGUGAGUGGGAGGGCGAUGAUUCCGACUUCGAGAGUAAGGGUGAAUCCAAAUUUAUCUCCGAGCAGCGACAAGCAUACCGACAAGGAGUUCAGCAUAUGACCCAACUGAUCCAAGAAAGAGGCCCCAGUACUGAUAGAUCCAUCGGAUCUAAGCAACAUUUCUCUUCUCCCGCUCGUCGACGUACUACCGUCUGGAACCAGGCCAAGGAGGAUGACCUCAAUAAUCGUUGGGAACGUAGCUUGGAAAGGGCAGCCAUAGAGCGUUACUCCGAAGGGGCUCAUAGUCUUUUGGCGACGUGGAACAUGUCUCUGCACCUCUUCGGGAUCAACCCUCUCGCACUGAUCUCCAUGUAUCGACACACGACCUUCGACAAUACCGCCAGCGACUGCUUCGAGCACCACGGAGAAAUAAAACAAAAUCCACUUUGGACCCGCGACUUCUGCAGAAAGCUCACACGAAUUAUGGUUCACCCUCUGUUUGUCAACGACAACGAUCAUCGCUUCAUUCCUAUUUUCAUUAGAUGGGCUGUGAUUUGCAGGGCUGACGAUGGUCACGGUUUCACAGAGAUGGAGCAACAAUUACUUGACGACGUCCACUGCGGGAGCUUUCGUCCAUCAGAUAGCAAAGAGUCUAUGGUGGAGCGUUUUCAAGACUAUCAACAGAAACGAAAGGAUGACGACCGAAUCAUCUCGAGACAUGCCCAACUAAUGUUCCGCAUUGUGGAACAUUCCAAGACAAUCAAGAGAGAAUCCCUCGAAAGCUUCGCCCCCGUCAAAAUUCGAGAUCUGACAGUCAUUGUCGAUGCCCUGGAUAGCCUCGAACGCUACACUACCAACACCACCUGCGAGACAUAUUUUCUAGUCUAUUCCGCCUGUGAAAAACCUCCAGUUCAACCCAAAGGUUUGCACGAGCUUUUGGAGGCGUACAAAACAUCGUGGAUCAGCUUGCAACGGCGAGAAAUGCCCGACUAUACUCACAUUGGGCUGACCACCACACCCAACCAUCAAACUAAUGCAGCAGGAGCGGCUAUCGAAGGGCCUGGGAAACAUAAUACUGAUCAGACAGAUUGUAGCCCUGGUUCAGCUGUCGAUUGUAGAGGUGGGACUGCAUCCGAAGCCAACGACCCGCCUCCCAAGUCUGAUGAAUAUCCUUCCCAUGAUCACCAAUCUACCCGCUCUCCAUCAGAACUUGGAUACUGCAAGGUACUAGGAAAUGCAGAGGCCUCUAUUUCCAGCCCUGCCGAUGCUGGUAUUGAUCACUUGCACGAAUCCCGGAGAUUCUUGAUAAGAAUUGAUCAACAUUCAAAGUCUCUUGCUCAUGAGUCUGUAAAGCCUCGAGAUAUCACGCAAACACAGCCUUCUGAAAGCGACAUUGAUUUCUAUCAAGAACUUGACAAGUUGCUGGUAUCUUGUCCCGCAACCCAACCUGAACAUACCGAACCGAAAGCGCCCGUGGCGCUUAUGACACUCCCUCGUACCAGGGACCCUCAUCGAGAAUCUACUGGAUUUUACGAUGAUCUCCGCACAGACGAUACGGUGGGCGAGUUUCGCAAUGUGGACGAGCUAUUCAAUAGACGUAGCGGAAACAGAAGAACCACCACGACUACACGACCCUCGGGAGCUUCGUACAGGGUUAAGGAUCUGGCGACGCUAUCAAGUCGGAAUCGCAAGAGAGACUCCAACAGGUUUCAGAAGGAAGACUACACAAAAAGACGAAGAUUUCAUGAAAGUGAUUGGAGGCAAGUUGAAAGAUCUGAUAGGAGAAACAGCGUCAACGAACGUCGAGGUGACCAUCGACCACAACGAUCCCCAAGUUCACAGUCACAGCCGCCAAAAGGCCCAAGGGUCUGGGAAUUCGAACAAAGGUAUAGGCGGAACUAA